Messenger RNA from Cicer arietinum (chickpea), 2645 nucleotides. Its product is annotated as putative pentatricopeptide repeat-containing protein At3g23330. Gene Ontology annotation, biological process: RNA modification. Lineage: Eukaryota; Viridiplantae; Streptophyta; Magnoliopsida; Fabales; Fabaceae. The record is from RefSeq and is a predicted model, not a curated record. Gene Ontology annotation, molecular function: zinc ion binding; RNA binding; protein binding.
AAAGUAACAACAAUUGAUAUAUCAGAACAUAUAUCAUUUAAUGUAAGUCUUUCAUUAGACAUACUUUAAGCCUUGAAAUGAAAAGUGUUCAUCUACAAACUACGUUAGGAACUGCCUUUUGUACAAGAUGUUUGGCUCUAUAACCUGACAAUUAAACAGAUAUUAGAGAAAAAAAUGAUAAAUGAGAGGUUGGACAGGAAUAACAGAACAUAAUAUGGAUGAGUUAAUACAAAAAAUCAUAUGCUGGAAUGAUAAAAAAAAAAAUGCAAUUUCAAAAGUUUUAGUAUUUUUGGGGUAUUUUAAUAAAUUGCUUUCUUUGGGAAGAUUUAAAUCAUUUAGUAUUUUUGGAUCAACAACUAACAAUGCAUUGCUAAUUGGCUACUACUAGUUGUACUUGAAUUCAUGAAUCCUCUUUUUUGUUCUUCUCAUAAACCAAAUGUCUUUCAAUUCCAUUAGUAAGAAGACACUACAAACCUCAAGAACAAUUUCAUUCCUUUUCAACCUCUUCCCUCUUUCUCCAUCUUCCUACCACUCAUUCGCCAACCAACAAUCACUAACCACCGACUGUUACACUUCACUUCUCCAAUCUUGUAUCGCUUCCAAGGCGUUAAACCCAGGGAAACAGCUCCAUGCCCAUUUCUGCCACCUGGGUCUUCCUUACAAUCAAAACUUGGCCACUAAACUCGUCCAUCUUUACAGCGUUUCCAACUCUCUCAUAAAUGCACAUAACCUGUUCGACAAAAUUCCCAAAGGAAAUUUGUUUCUCUGGAAUGUUUUGAUUCGGGGUUAUGCAUGGAAUGGGCCCCACGAUGCUGCCAUUUCACUCUAUCAUGACAUGCUUGACUAUGAGCUCAAGCCCGAUAAUUUCACUUUACCAUUUGUUCUUAAGGCGUGCUCAGCACUUUCUGCAGUUGGAGAGGGAAAGAGGAUCCAUGAGUAUGUGAUAAAAAAUGGGUGGGAGAGAGAUGUGUUUGUUGGUGCAGCCCUUAUUGACAUGUAUGCCAAAUGUGGUUGUGUGAUCGAUGCCCGAUAUGUGUUCGAUAAAAUUCUUGUGAGGGAUGAUGUGUUGUGGAACUCUAUGCUUGCAGCUUAUGCUCAAAAUGGACACCCUGAUGAAUCACUUUCUCUGUGCCGUGAGAUGGCCGCAACGGGUGUGAGACCUACCGAGGCAACUCUUGUGACUGUGAUUUCGUCUUCAGCUGACAUUGCCUGUCUCCCAAAUGGGAGGGAAAUUCAUGGAUUUAGUUGGAAACAUGGAUUUCAAUCCAAUGACAAGGUCAAAACCGCUUUGAUUGAUAUGUAUGCAAAAUGUGGUUAUGUGAAAGUUGCCCGUGCUUUGUUUGAUCGUCUUAGGGAGAAAAGGGUCAUUUCUUGGAAUGCAAUUAUUACCGGUUAUGCAAUGCACGGUCUUGCUGUUGAAGCUUUAGACUUGUUUGAAGAAAUGAGAAAGGAGGCUCGGCCGGAUCUUAUAACCUUUGUUGGUGUUCUUGCGGCUUGCAGCCGAGGGCGUUUGUUGGAUGAAGGACGGGAGUUGUAUAACUUGAUGGUGAGGGAUUAUGGUAUCAAUCCUACAGUUCAACAUUACACGUGCAUGGUUGAUCUCCUUGGUCACUGUGGUCAACUGGAUGAGGCAUAUAAUCUUAUACGACAUAUGAGUGUUAAGCCAGAUUCUGGUGUAUGGGGUGCUUUGCUGAAUUCAUGCAAAAUCCAUGGGAAUGUGGAAUUGGCCGAGUUAGCUUUAGAGAAACUAAUUGCGCUUGAGCCCGACGAUUCUGGAAAUUAUGUGAUUUUGGCUAACAUGUAUGCUCAAUCAGGCAACUGGGAAGGAGUUGAAAAAUUGCGGCAGUUAAUGAUAGACAAAGGAAUAAAGAAAAACAUUGCUUGUAGCUGGAUUGAAGUAAAGAACAAAGUCUAUGCAUUUCUUUCAGGAGAUGUUUCACACCCAAAUUCUAAUGCAAUAUAUGCAGAGCUGAAGAGAUUAGAAGGACUAAUGCAUGAAGCUGGAUAUGCCCCAAAUACAGGAUCUGUUUUCCAUGAUGUGGAGGAAGAUGAGAAGACAAAUAUGGUGUGCAGUCAUAGUGAAAGACUAGCUAUUGCAUUUGGACUCAUAAGUACAUCACCAGGAACCCGACUUUUGAUAACAAAGAAUAUCCGAAUUUGCGAGGACUGUCAUGUUGCUAUUAAGUUCAUUUCAAAGAUUACAGAGAGGGAGAUUACUGUAAGAGACGUUAAUCGCUAUCAUCAUUUUAAACACGGCAUGUGUUCAUGUGGUGAUCAUUGGUGAUGAGGAUGCAAUCCAGUUGGAAAAACCAGCCAACACAAGAGUCACUGGUCAGCCAACACAACAAUCUCUUUAUCAAAGUUUUGUCCAAAACGAUUGAGUUCAUUAUACAUAAAACGAGUUCAUAUUUAUACUAUAAUUCUAUUUUUGUAAGCUAAUGGAAAAGUGAAAACUAUCGAUUAUGAAAGUAUAUUAAAUUAUUUUUGCACCAAAUGAAGGUUAAACUCACAGGACCAACCAGUGUUACAUUGAUGAUCAAUAGGCCAUUCUUACAAGAGAAAUGCUAACUGGUGCAAAAAUUUGAGUAUAUAUCUAGCAAUUGAAUUACAUAUUAUAUAUCAUUGAAAUUAAUGAUUGUGUAUUA